AACUUAGAAGGCGUUUGACUACGCCGCUCGCGACGAAUGCGCGAGCGCGCAUGAGCGAAAGAGAAAGAAGGAGAAAGAGAGAGAGAACGCGGCAUCGUGCCCCGCACGCACGAAUAACGAACGAACGAACGCACUCGGCGCGCGGAGAAAGGAGCGUUUCGAGACGAGAGCCGAGCCGGCCAUUAUUUCGCGCGGGUACACGCGCGUUCGUAUACGCAUCGCGUCGCCAGUGCCGUGUCGUGUCGUGUCUCGUCAUACGUGUCCCCCCGCGUUUCUCUCUCUCUUUUUCUCUCUCCCCCCUCCCCCGCGUUCGUUACACGCGCGUGCCCGAGUUCCGACUCUCGUCUCGCCGCCGAAGUCUCUCCCUCGUCUCCCGGGCGCUCCGAUUUUCUUGCCCUCUCGUUUUUCUUCAUCUCCCUCCUCCCGCGUGCCACCCUCUGCCGCCCCCCUGACUCCCCUGCCCGCUCCCGGCCGUCACGGCGCGCACGCACACCCGCCGCUCCGUCUCCGUCUCGCGUCUAAUUUUCGUCAUCUAUACUCGUAUCCCCGAGACGCCCGUGCUUCUCCACCUUCGCCGGUCUAUCUCGCGUCCGUUCGCCGUCCGCCGUCGCGUUAUCUAUUUAUCUAGCGUAUCUGAAUCGCGCGAACGUCCGUGAAUUUAUCUCCAUCUCUGUCCGUCGAUCCAGCGACCGUCUAUAUCUCCGUUUUUCGUUCCUUCUCUCUUUCUCUCGCGCGCGCGCCGUCUCCGUCCCCCUGGGUGCCCCCUCCGCACGCGCGUUUCUUCUCUCUCUCUUUCUCUCUCCGCCCGACUGUCUUCCUCUCCUCUCCUCACCUUUCCUUUCCUUUCCCGUGCCUGCUCUCUCGGCUACACGACGGCUCAUUCGCUCUCGGUGCUAUGUCUACGUACUCUCGUACCCAGGAGAGCGACGCGUGGGCCCUCCUGGCACUCAAGUCGGCGCCGGCGAGCCCGUCGAAGAUGCAGUGGAACCCGGAGUCGAGCGGGGCGCCGAUCGCGCGGCUCGAGGCUCGCGAGUUCGAGUACAUGGUUAGGCAACGGCGCAUCACGAUCGGCCGCAACAGCAGCAAGGGUGAGGUCGACGUCAACAUGGGCCACUCCAGCUUCAUCUCGCGCCGGCACCUCGAGAUCUUCUACGAGCACCCGUUCUUCUUCAUGGUCUGCAACGGCAAGAACGGCGUGUUCGUCGACGGGGUGUUCCAGCGCAAGGGCGCCCCGGUCUUUCAACUGCCAAAGACAUGUACAUUCAGAUUUCCAAGUACAACGAUAAAGCUGAUGUUCCAGUCGCUUGUCGACGAGCAGGAACAAAGUAACAUUCGCGUGCCGUCGCCGCCGAAGCAGCGGGCACCGCUGCCUCCCCUGCGAAUAAACAUCCCGGACGCCGGAUAUAGCAGCCCGUUCCCGUCGCCCACGGGCACGAUAAGCGCCGCUAAUUCGUGUCCAGCGAGUCCGCGUGCCGGCCAGGGCAGGAGAAACAUCUCGGCGGACUUACAGAUGGCCGCGGUGUACGCCGCCGCUGCCGUGGCGAACGAUUCGCAGAGCUCCGCCUUGGAUAGGCACAACUUGGAGAGGCACGACGGCGGGCAGAGCUCUAGCAGGCAGAUAAGCCCGGAGCCCGGUGCCGACGCGCGUUAUCGAGGUGGUAACAGUUCAGGACCGAACGGCACAGCGCCGCGAUACAGUCCACCGAAGGACGACUCGAAACCGCCGUAUUCCUACGCGCAAUUGAUCGUCCAGGCGAUCGCUUCGGCGCCCGAUAAACAGCUCACCUUGUCAGGGAUCUAUUCGUACAUCACCAAGCAUUAUCCCUACUACAGAACCGCGGAUAAGGGCUGGCAAAAUUCUAUACGGCACAAUUUGUCGUUGAAUCGAUAUUUCAUCAAAGUACCCAGAAGUCAGGAAGAACCGGGGAAAGGGUCGUUCUGGAAGAUAGAUCCCCAAUCGGAAACCAAACUUAUCGAGCAGGCAUUCAGACGAAGACGGCAACGUGGUGUACCUUGUUUCCGCGCGCCCUUCGGGACGUUAUCAUCAAGAAGUGCCCCGGCUUCGCCGUCCCACGUAGGAAUUAGUGGAUUAAUCACGCCCGAGUGUCUAAGCAGAGAGGCUUCCCCAGGACCCGAAUCUUAUCCGGACAGCUCGGUAUCCUCUCCGGCUGGGCAACUCGCGACGAGUCAAUCGGCGCCUGGCUCUCCUGGACAUCCGUAUACAUCGUCUCAGACAACUCACAAGGGACGCCUGGUGCAAACAGUGGUAACAAAUGGUGUCAGUGGCGAUGCCACAGGAAGAGAAGAAAAAUAUUUGGUGCCUGGGAACGCUGUAGAGGACCAUUCUUUAUCUCCAGCUGGCCAAUACAGUCCAGCUCCUGUUAUUGUACAAACAACAUAUAAUUACAGUGGAAAUUUUAUCAGCCCCGAUGCUGGCAUUGGGGGGAUUAGCAAACGCACUCAUGAAGAAUCGGACAGCUCGCCAGGUUCACCGGCCCCGCUCGCGAUCGUCGAGAGCCCCGAGCCUCCUGAACACCAGCCAUCGCAAUCGAAACGUCAACGUAUCCACGAAAUGGAUGAUCAUUGAACUGAUAUAUCUAGCAUCCUGUUACGUAGAACAUUACAUUUACAUUAUUUGCCUGUCGUCGAACACACACACUGCAAACUUCAUUUUAUUUUAACCGCAUAACCCGCUUUAGACUGCACAUAAUCGAGAUCGAGCGUCAGUUCUAUGUUCUCGCGAGAAUUACGAGAAAACUGUUGUGUGUACGAGUCCGUAAAAGAAAAUCAACCACUGAGAGAAAGAACGACGAGCGCAGAAGACACUUUUCCUGUCCUAGGCUUCAUGUUCUCGACAUGAUUUCCUCAACAACAGUCAAUGUACAUAAGAUAUAUAUACUUUAUUAAAUGCUUUCUCUUUAUGACUUGUUAACUUCGGCAGAAGAUAUAGUAUAUAUGUAUAUGGAGCUUAUUUGAUCGAAGGUCAUCCAAAAUAGUAACAUCAGCUGUUGCGCUGACACAUCAAAUUGCAAUAAUGUGAUGCGGUAACGUGUGCCAUUCAGCGUUUAGCCGAUAUAUAAAAUAGACAAGAGAGGAGAGGAAGAAACGAGAGUGUUAUUCAGUGUAAUCCAACCGAAUGGAGCGAGAAAAAAAGUGUUUUAUCCAUAGCGAUUUAUCCAUAUAGCUGAAUCCGCUGACCGACAUCCAUUUCACUCGCGCGAUUUCUGUUUUUCGUAUUAUUGCUUGCACCGGCUUGGCGUCGUCAUCGCGACUAGACUGCAGAUUAACGAUAGGCAAAGUGAUAAGAAGAGCGAGAAAAAAAAAUAGAUUAUUAUUAUUACAAUUAGCGCUCUUUAAGACGCUCAAUCGUUUUAUCUGAGGGCAAGAUAAGACACGAAAUGCUAUCAGUGCGACAACGAGAAGACCGAUAAAGAAACGGGCGGACGAAUCAUGACGAGCUUCUGUAGCGUUGACGCGAUGGUCUCUGUUAGAGAUUGUUACCAGAGCCAGAGAAAACAAAAAUAGAGCCUUAUAAUAUUUUACAUUGUGUAAAAGUAGGGACGCGAUUUUAUGGUGUAGUGGAACCUAAUUCUAGCUGAUCGCGCGGCUGAACACAGGAACACUUAUUUUAUAAACGCUAUUUCCCUCACGUGCGCGUUCACAAGUCGGGCGAAUGAGAGGGAGAGAGAUAUCUUCCGCGUCGAGGAUUUUUUCAAUUUUCCAAAGUUCUCGCGGCCUUUCGAAUGGGCGAUUGUCGCAACAGGACGGUUCACCUAAAUCGAUCAUCUAUAAUAGUCUUUUCGUUUUUAAUAUUGGAAGAAAUUGUUUCUGAAGGAAUUAAAAGAAAAAGACAAGAUAUAUGUAUAUAAUAAUAUAUUAUAUAAAUAAUAUACAUAUUAUAUAUACAUAUAUAAAAUGGAGAAGGAAGAUUGGAUUGAAAAUUUAAGUGAGAUAGUCGCGGAGCGAUGUCGGAGGGGAUGUAGCUGCGGUCGACGAUAAUGAUGCCAAACUCGAUUACUGAUUUCUCCAGCGAUCGGUUUACUUUUUCUCGUGCAAUCGUAGUUAAUCGUAAACUCGCCGAUCCCCCUAGAACAUCGGCGUUAGACAAGAUAAAAAUAAACACAAAAAAAAAAAAACAGGAAAAACGACACAUAAGUAGCGUUAGACUUAACGGCGGGGCGGCAAGGAGGGGCGAGCAGGAUUGAGCGUAGUUGUUAUAUAACGGAGAUCGGAAAGAGAGGAGCAUGGUGCAAUAAAGAGGCAAGGAAAAAAAAAGAAAGGGAAGGAAAAACGAAAUUUAUUUUUCGCACCUUUCGCGAGAGCGAGGCGUACGAAGGCGGUUCUUAUCUGAAGCGUUUAUUUUUCUAUUAGUCGGACGUGUACACGAGGCACAACAAAAGGGGGUGGCUUUCGGACGAUUACCGGUAGACGGAUUUACACGCUGUACAGUGUUGAUACAUACGUAUCGCGAGCGACGUAUGUCAACUAUUAUUAUACAUAUACGUGCAUACGUGUGCGAGAUACGUGUACACGCGGCAUGGUGCGCGCGCGCACGUGUACACGUGUGUCGCGAACAAUCGAUAUAUGCGUAACAAGCACACGUGCGCGACAUACACAUAUAUAUACACACACCUCUCGAUGUCACGAUGUGCAUGUAUGUGUGCAUAUGUAUAAUAACGCAAUAAAAUUAAUACUAAUUACAAGUCGUCA
Molecule: messenger RNA, 4710 nt
Organism: Temnothorax curvispinosus
Lineage: Eukaryota; Metazoa; Arthropoda; Insecta; Hymenoptera; Formicidae
Gene: FoxK
Product: forkhead box protein K1
Exons: 5
Coding region: 896-2587 (563 amino acids)
Biological process (GO): regulation of transcription by RNA polymerase II
Molecular function (GO): RNA polymerase II cis-regulatory region sequence-specific DNA binding; protein binding; DNA-binding transcription factor activity, RNA polymerase II-specific
Source: RefSeq, a predicted model, not a curated record